GAAUCGUCGCAGUCAGUUGACUGUUGUACCUGUGUGACCAGCCUGAAAUGACAGUGCUCUGUGUUGGUGUCCCGUUACACAUGUGGCUGAGUAGACUAUAUAAGCAGCGCAAUGCAAACCAAUCGUAUAAAUCAGUGUGUGCUGCUGUCUACCCUGCAGAAUUGUUUGAAGCGCGAGAUAGGCUGCUGCAGAUUUCAUUCCUUUCGGAUUAUUUGAAAAAGCGAAACAUAUUUUUUCAGCAAUAAUGGGUGUUAUGGUUUCGCAACUCUUCUCUCGUUUCUUCGAGAAAAAACAGAUGAGAAUUCUGAUGGUUGGGUUAGAUGCUGCAGGGAAGACCACAGUCCUGUACAAACUAAAACUUGGAGAAGUUGUCACUACUAUCCCCACUAUUGGGUUCAAUGUGGAGACGGUUGAGUACAAGAACAUCAGCUUCACGGUGUGGGAUGUAGGUGGUCAGCACGUUAUCAGACCUCUGUGGAAGCAUUACUACCAGAACACUCAGGGUCUUAUAUUUGUGGUAGACAGCAACGAUCCUGAGAGGAUAAAUGAUGCUUCAGAGGAACUGCAGAACAUGCUUGAAGAGGACCAGUUGAGAGAUGUAGUUCUGCUGGUGUUCGCCAACAAACAGGACCUUCCCAACGCCAUGUCUGUCAGUGACAUCACAAAUAAACUGGGACUGAGGAAACUUCAACUGAAUACUCCUUGGUUUGUCCAGGCUACCUGUGCGACCCAGGGUUCAGGUCUGUUGGAGGGACUGGACUGGUUGGCUGACCAGCUUUCCAAGCGCUAACUAGCUGAGUUGGCUCUGUGGCGACGUUACCCCUAGGUACAGGUCUAGGAUCAGCUUCACCCUGUAACAGCUGAGCCGAGCCCUCCUUAAGAACGACCAGGACACAAGGUUUACUCAAGAACAACCAUACAAUCAGAACAAAACUUAGAAGUGGCUUUCUGAAAAGUUUACGUUUCCAUUUUUUGGGGGGUAAUGCACUUUAAUGUAUUGCACAUAUUGUAACUUGGAAAGUUAUAUAAAAUAUAUAUAUUUUAAAUUAUCACUGAAUGAAUGUAAGCAGAUUCUUUAUCAACACCCCUGUAUUUAUUUCCUGACUUCCAAUACCUCACUACCUCUAAUAAAAUAAUGUGUUUAAAUGUA
Salvelinus namaycush (lake trout) is the source of this 1150-nucleotide messenger RNA. Its product is annotated as ADP-ribosylation factor 4-like. The coding region runs from base 245 to 790 and encodes 181 amino acids. The record is from RefSeq and is a predicted model, not a curated record. Gene Ontology annotation, biological process: vesicle-mediated transport; intracellular protein transport. The transcript has 6 exons. Gene Ontology annotation, cellular component: cytoplasm; plasma membrane. Gene Ontology annotation, molecular function: GTP binding; GTPase activity. Lineage: Eukaryota; Metazoa; Chordata; Actinopteri; Salmoniformes; Salmonidae.